This is a messenger RNA of Bipolaris victoriae FI3, 1065 nucleotides long. RefSeq lists its product as hypothetical. The coding region runs from base 1 to 1065 and encodes 354 amino acids. Gene Ontology annotation, cellular component: endoplasmic reticulum membrane. Gene Ontology annotation, biological process: cellular response to misfolded protein. Lineage: Eukaryota; Fungi; Ascomycota; Dothideomycetes; Pleosporales; Pleosporaceae. The transcript has 2 exons. The record is from RefSeq and is a predicted model, not a curated record. Gene Ontology annotation, molecular function: Hsp70 protein binding.
AUGUCAGGCAAAACCUCUGGCUCCGACGCCAAAUCGCGGGAACACCAUGACGGCAGCGCCGGUCGAGCCUUCACCGUAGAACAAAAAGCCGCUGUAAUACGUAUCAAGCAAUGCGCGCCAACCGCUUACUACAAGAUCCUUGGGCUUGAGGAAGUAAAAGCCACCUGUUCAGACUCGGACAUUAAGAAGGCAUACCGCAAGCUCUCAUUACUUACGCAUCCGGACAAGAAUGGAUACGACGGUGCAGACGAGGCCUUCAAGUUGGUCAGCAAAGCAUUUCAGGUGCUGAGUGAUCCGGAUAAGAAGAAGAAGUACGACCAGUUUGGAUUGGAUCCCGACGCAAGGUUCGAUCCGCGGGCUGCGGCGGGGGCGAGCGGUGGCGGAGGCCCGAGUCCGUUUGGAAAUGGAUUUGCAAGGAGAGGACCGGCCGGCUUUGAGGAGGAGAUGACACCAGAGGAAUUGUUUAGACAAUUCUUCGGCGGCGCUUUCGGAGGGCCUUUCGGCGGCAUGGACACCGGUCCAGGCUUCGUCUUCAACCUCGGCGGCGGCCCAGGAAUCCGCGUCCACCAAUUUGGCGGCGGCCACCCACGCAGACGCCCCGGCACCGCCGCGCCUCCCGGCUCCGAAGGCCAACAAAACCUCUCCUCCGCUUUUGCGAACCUCCUGCCCCUACUCUUCCUCUUCGUCCUUCCCCUCCUCUCCUCCUUCUUCUCCUCUUCUUCCUCCACAUCCGCAGGCCCCAACCUCGUCUUCGAAACCCCUCGCACGCCCAACACACUCAAGCGCGUCUCCUCUCGCAUAAAAAUCGACUACUACGUCAACCCCAAGGACGUCCACGAAUACACUCCUAAAAAAUGGCGCAAGCUCGAUGAGGUGGCCGAGCAGCAGUACGUCCAUAUCACAAACACAAGGUGUCAGUCGGAGAAAUACAAGCAGAGGCAACUUAUGGAGGAAGCCCAAGGCUGGUUCUCGGUCGAUACGGAGGCUAUGAAUAAGGCGAGGAAUAUGGAGUUGAAGAAUUGUAAUAAGCUGAAGAAGCUGGGGAUAGAUGUUUACGGGGCGUGA